AUAAAUGAUCACUCAUAAUUUAAUAAUCUAUUCCAUUAUUACAAUAUGGAUUCUAACUGUACAUUAUGUGAAUUGUGCUGGGAUACUAUGGGGUGAUCAUUCAACUGACACAACAAAGACAUAUAUAAGAACGACAACGAAAGCUUCAAGACCAGUUACUGAAAAACAAGGACCAUAUUAUCCCAGAAGACAACCUAAACUAAUUUGUACACAGAGAGGUGGAAUAAUUCAAUGCUAUUCUGUAAAUAAAGGUAAAUUGGACGAUCUAUUCAACAGAGUUGUUAUGAUUAUGAUUACUAAUUGUUAGGUUCUAGAUAUUCUUCCAUUACUGAUACAUAUGACUACAUUUGAUCCAUAUCUGUCAAUAUAUGUGAUCUCUGAAUAGUGGCGAUGAUAUUGGUUGUAGUGACAACAUGAUAAUAUUUAGAGAUCGUGACUGAUAGGUCGUAUGGAAGAACUGAUUUAUCCACUAAGUUCUAACUCAUUAGUUUAAAAAGAAAACUAUUCACGAAGAAACUUGUAGAUCUUAGGUUUGAUCCUUGUUAAGUUUCUAGAUGUGAAGAAUAGAGAAUCAAGUAGCUAUUUAACAUUAUCUUCAGUGAGUAACUGCCUCUACAACAGACAUGGUUGAAAUUCACUGGCUAUGGCUUCUCACUAGAACUCUGGGAAAUACCUCAUGAAUUCAACUGUUACAAAAAAUUCAACAAUAUCCACAAAACCCCAUUCAGAUAAUAAUCAUCAUCUGCUCAUUAAUGACUGGCUUCAAAUGUUAUUUUCUGAAGUUCCAGUGAGAAGCCGUAGUCAGUGGAGUUCAACUGUGUUUAUUUAAUAUUAAUCGUUUAUCAAUGGUUGUCUUGUAGUGAACGAGAGCACAAAUGGGGACAAUCGAAUGUAUUUCAACACAAAAUUACAUAAUCUCUUAGUAAAAUCUAAGAACCAUUCAGUAAAUACUUCAUUUGUAAAAUGUCAAUUAAUUGUCUCAAACCUGACUGUUCCUUCGUUUCCACACCAAAUAUUCUCUGCUGGUAUAUCCAACUGAAGAGUCCUAAUUAGGACGAAACGCGCGCCAAAUUGGAUUCCACUGCCAAUUGUUAUCAAUCUUUGCUUAAAAAGCUUGUGACUUGAGACUAUAUCGAGGCAAUUCGCACAGGAUGCACAUAUGUCAAUAAGAGAGAAAUUGAUC
Molecule: messenger RNA, 1183 nt
Organism: Schistosoma margrebowiei
Lineage: Eukaryota; Metazoa; Platyhelminthes; Trematoda; Strigeidida; Schistosomatidae
Source: the annotation of a GenBank genome assembly